Molecule: messenger RNA, 3909 nt
Organism: Saccostrea echinata
Lineage: Eukaryota; Metazoa; Mollusca; Bivalvia; Ostreida; Ostreidae
Exons: 7
Coding region: 475-1161 (228 amino acids)
Source: RefSeq, a predicted model, not a curated record
AGGAAGGUGACAUAUCACCAUUUUGCAACAGAUGUAUCUAGACGUUAAGUGUAUUUGUCUGGAAAAGCGUAAAAUUCGCCGCAAAUCCUACCAAAAAUGGCCGAGGAACACUUAAAUUUCUCACCAUCUUUUCAUUCCUUAACCAUUUUUUCACUUGGUUCUACGGUAUACAGAUAAAGGGCAUGGUUUGCAAGGAAAGCGGAUUGAAUGCAUAAGGAUCAGAGAUCAAUCGUGAUGGCCGAGGCGGAAGGAUGCUAAAAACAACACCAACCUUUUGACUCCAUCCUGGAUCAACAGUCGUUAAUUUAUUAGUAAAUUACACAUUUCCCCCUUUGAAACUUUAAAGCCGAAAUGUAGUUAUUAAAAGACUUCAAUAUUGCUCGCUGUGGAAGGAAAGGAUCGAAAUUUUACUCUGAAAAUCAGUUCUAGACUUAUAGAAAUCCAUAAAUAAUGUAGACAGUACCACAUAUCGAAAUGGGCGAUCCACACAACAGAAAAAAUUCAGCCGUUAAUCGUUUGCGUAAUCAGCUGAAGAAAAAACGAGAGUCUCUUGCAGACCAGUUUGAGUUCAAAAUGUACAUUGUUUUUCACUUCAAAGAAAAGAAAAAGAGAGCUGCCCUAUUUGAAGUUUCAGAUGUAGUUCCAGUAAUGACUAACAACUAUGAGGAUUGUAUUCUUAAAGGUGUCAAGGAUCAAGCUUACUCUUUAGAAAGUUCUCAGGAACUGUUAGAAAAAGAUAUUGUUCAGCUCCAUGCUCCUCGUUGGCAUCCACUGAGACGUGAUAUUCUUGGUUGUACUACUGAUGUAGAUUUUCUUCUGUGGCCAAGAAAUGACAUUGAAAAAAUUGAAGGGAGGUUGUUUUCUAGAUGGAAGGGAGAGGAUAUGCCUUUCAAGCCAGUCAUGGAAGAUUUUGUUUACACUCAAGAGGACUAUGAUAGACAACUUGCUCGUUUGGUCAACAAGAAGGAGAGAUCGGCUCUGAUAAUUAAUGACCCUAAACAGUCUAUGUUCUUGUUUCUGGAUAAGCACCAUAUCCAGACAUCCACAAACAAGAUGACUGUAUUUAAGCUGUCCAGUGUCUGUCUGUAUCUCCCACAGAAUCAGCUGACAUUAUGGGGUGCAGGUACCAUCAGUGACUUUUUGUCUACACAUCUCAUGUAGAACAGCAGUUAUACAUGGAGCUCCUACCGUAAAAAAAAAAUGAUAAGGAUUUGGACAGUUUGUUAAUUUUACCUGUCAGUUAAGCUUAUAUUUUGCAUUCCAUUUCUUUGAUAGGAACACAUUUGCUCAGUAAAGCAGAUCAUUCAUGGUAUAUUUACAGAAAGUUUGUGUUGAGUUUUUAGGGUAAUAGAGCCCAUAGCGUAUGUAAGCUUUUCUGAUCAAAGUUGUCCAGCAUAAAUAUGUCUGUGUCCACAUUUUCAUUUUCAACUUGAGAGACAACUGGGCUUAUUUCAACCUGCUACAAAGCAAGUUUGGAUGAAGCUUGAGUGAAGGGGAUUCAAAUUUGUUCACAUGUAAUUGGAUGGUGUCAUUUAAAAACAUUUCCAAGAAUCUCAGAUCUAAAAAGGAAUAAACUUUAGUGAAAGCUUGCAUGUUCGAAUUAUUCCCAGUCAAGUUUGGAAGGGGCCCCAGUAAGGGAAUACACUGUAACACAUGAAUAUUUCAGGAAAAAAAAACUUUGAAAAUAUUCUUCAGAAAAAUACAGCUUGUCAAAUGCUACAAUUAGUAUAUAAACAAAUACUGUUGGUGUGAUUGAAAUUUGUUCUAAUUAUGAGUUUGCAGUUUGAACUGAAGAAUGUAUAGGAAUAUACAUGUAUUGGAAAAUCCUAUAAAAAUUUAGUUCCGAUUUAAAAUGUCCAAGUCCUAAUCUCAAGAUGGGGCGACAGAAAGUGGGUUCAGUUUUACACAUCACAUGCAUACUAGUAUUUAUAAGAGAAAUUAUUACAUGUUUUAAGGCCAAUUCCUUAAAAGUCAAAACAAUAACAAGGAUGUAAUAGGUCACAUUGAUAAUAAUGUCACCCCCAUGUAGGUAAGAUUCAAGGUUGUUCAAGCAUCAUUACAAAUUUACAGCUUUACAUGUGAAGGUUCUUUGAAAAUUCCUUACCUACAAAACAGUAGAACUAUAAGAUUAACAAAAUUUAAAGGUAUUUAAUGGCAAACAUCCCCAUAAAGUGCAGAUUUAUAUCCAAGUCAUGAAGAACCAGUUAUUGGUCAUUUGUUUGAUGCCACAAGAAGGGGUCUGAUUAUAUAGAAGGAACUUUGUGACUCAGGUGAGUGUUGUGGCCCAUGCCCUUUUUUUAUUUUUUCUCUUUUUUUUUUGUUUAGAUAUUUUUUAAUGCAGCUGUACAAGGAAUCCUUAUUUUAAUCUAAAGUAAACAUUACUGACCACAAAGAUUACACAUUCAUUGUGGAUCUUUGUUCACCAGAAGGAUUGUUAUAGUUGAUAUGAUUAAGAAGAGUAUUCUGUUUAAAACAAAUGUUUAAUUUUCUCUGUUUUACAAUGAUUAUCAAUAUGAAAUAUUUGAAAUCAGCUUGUAAAUUGCAUAUUUAGCCUCCAAUGCCUUUUUAUUUGAUUUCCCCUUUAUAUUUAAGAAGAGCCAAUGAGUAAGUUCUGAAUAGGCAUGUGUUAAAGUUUUGCAGAGAAUAUUUCAUUCAGCAAUGAAAGUGUAACUAAUAAGGAAAUAUUGCUCCAUUGCUGUUAAUUUGAUAUGUAUUAAAAUUUGCGCUAUUUCUGGAAAAAAGUUAAAAGUGCAUUUUUUCCUGUAUUUUUGGCAGUGGGUGUGUUUUGCUAGUAAACUCAACAAGCAAGCACAUUUCCAAGCCUCACUGUUAAAAGUUUAAAGAAUGAAUGUAUGAAAACAAGGGUAUCAUUGCAUUGUAUCCAAAAACAUGCCCGGUGUUGCCUCAAUAAUUCUUUUUUGUCAAUUUAUUACAGGUGUUUAAUGCAUGUACUGCUGAACAUAUGAAAAUCAUUUUGUGAUGUAUACAGCAAGAUCCAAUUUAAUAUGCUAAUAUAAAUUCAAACAAGUUUAAUACAUGAGAAUAUUUUCUAAAUGAGAAAAUGUUUCAUUUCCUAUAUUACAUGGAUGUAGGUUUUUGUCAUAUUUGCUCAGUUAUUUGGAAGAAGUAUUUUAUUGCAAGUUUCUGAAUAGUGCGAGAGUCUACUUACAGUAAUACAUAACAGCAUAAAGUGUUUGAUAUAAAUAUACUUACAGCAGAUAAUUUUUGAGGUUGUUCAAUAUUUUUUGCAGAUUAGUCAAAAUACCAAAAUUAGAAUUAAAGCAAAAUAUCCCCUGUAAGACUGACUGACAAGGUCUGUGAUUAAUCCAGUUUAGCUCCCCAUUUGACUUUAAAAUGAGAACAAAAUAAGGACUGUAAUAGACUGGAAAAAAAGAAACAAGUUGCAUUUGUCUAGUACUGACUUCCCAAAUAGCAUACAUAAUAAAUGAGGUAGAUGGAAUUGAACAAUCUUUUGAAUUUUCUCAAUUUUUAGCUCACCUGAGCUGAAAGCUCAAGUGAGCUUUUCUGAUCACCCGUUGUCCGUCGUCCGUCCGUCUGUCCGUCCGUCCGUCUGUCUGUCCGUCCGUCUGUAAACUUUUCACAUUUUCAACUUCUUCUCAAGAACCACUGGGCCAAUUUUAACCAAACUUGGUACAAAGUAUCCUUGGGUGAAGGGGAGUGUAAAUUGUUAAAAUAAAGGGCCAAGUCCCCUUACAAGGGGAGAUAAUCAAGAAAAGACAAAAAUAGGGUGGGGUAAUUAAAAAAUCUUCUUCUCAAGAACCACUGGGCCAGAAAAGCUAAUACUUAUGUGGAAGCAUCCUGGGAUAGUGUAGAUUCUAAAUUGUUAAAAUCUUGACCCCCGGGGGUAGGGCGGGGCCACAAUAGGGAAUCCAAGUUUUACAUUGAAAU